Messenger RNA from Xyrauchen texanus (razorback sucker), 5228 nucleotides. RefSeq names its product zinc finger protein 846-like. Lineage: Eukaryota; Metazoa; Chordata; Actinopteri; Cypriniformes; Catostomidae. The record is from RefSeq and is a predicted model, not a curated record. Bases 3779 to 4879 code for a protein of 366 amino acids. The transcript is spliced from 4 exons. Gene Ontology annotation, biological process: regulation of transcription by RNA polymerase II. Gene Ontology annotation, molecular function: RNA polymerase II cis-regulatory region sequence-specific DNA binding; DNA-binding transcription factor activity, RNA polymerase II-specific.
AUACAUUAAGCAUUGUUAAUAACAUGCGGGCUGUAUGAAUUGUACUUUUAAAUAAUACUACUUUAUUACUUUAAUAUUAUAAUAAUAAUAAUAAUACCUCGUUGUUGAACAGUAAACCUGCUCAGUAUUCUAUUUAACCGUGCAUGAUAUUGUGCAUUAUAUCAUUGGGUGUCGGGUUGACUUUUUAGUGAACGAAUCGUGUUGUCGUUAUGUCUAAAGUUGAGCGUCUGAACGCGCGAGUAAUGAAGUUACUGACAUCAGCUGUGAAUGAAGUAACUGAGAUCAUCAUACAAACAGUUUGUGAAUAUCAGGAGAAAACAGCCCGAACACACAGAGAGAACGAAAGACUGCGGAGGAAAUUACAAGAGCUACAGGAGAAGCUGGACAAAGGUUCUCAGCCCAUCUCUAGACAAGACCUGCCAACUCAAUGUCAAUGCAGUCAGCACUCAACCACCAGUACAGCAGACCACUACAUAACACAUCUCAAACAGGACCCAGGCAGUAAAGGAUACCCACAAAACUCUGACUAUAUCUGUGUUGAGUUAACAUUACCUGAACUAAAUGAAGCAGAAAGAGACACGUGUGGCUCAAAUGAGAGUGCUGUGGCGUGCGUGAGCACCGCUCACCAUCAGACAUGUGACAAACCUACUGCUAGUAAGAUCUCCUCGAAUGCAUCUACAGAAAGCAUUAUAUCUCAAAGUGAUAAGAGUUUAUCUCCUCCUGAAAUCAAGACAGAACCUGAAAACCAAUUUGCAGAAGAACCGUUUCCCCAGAAUGACUUCAUUAUAAACACCAAGGCAAGUGUCAUAUUAGCGCAGAGUGUACUUCCUCCACAGACUCCUUUAGCUGAUGUAGAUCUUUCUGCACUGGCUUCCUGUGUCAGUGCCGAUGCAUUCAACUCAUCUGCGGAGACGUUCUCCUAUGAUGAAGAUCCGAAUUUGCUAUCAGACAGCCAGCAGCCUAGACAAGGCCAACUAGAUAAUGAUGCCCGCCCUAGCUGCCUCAUAUGUGGAAAAACUUUUAGUAGAAUUGGAAACCUCCGUAUGCAUCAACGCUGCCAUACUGGCGAGAGACCCUACACGUGUAUCUACUGCGGCCGGCACUUCAGUCAUGCUGGAAACCUCCACAGGCACAAAAGAGUUCACACAGGAGAACGACCGUACAGCUGCCAGCAGUGUGGAAAAACUUUUAGACAGGCCAGUCAUCUGCAGAAACAUCAACGAAUACACAUUUUUACACUGCAUUGCAACAAUGCAGGAAAUGUGCAACAAAGUGCGACAUGCACCUUAUUUCAUUCAUAAACUCUGUAUUUCUCUGUCUAGUUGUCCCCUCUCUUGCCAGUUUUAGCUUUAUAUGGUAUGUUUGUUAAUCAGUUAUUAAAAAAGCUAAAUUGUUCCUAAAAGUUCUAAAAUGGUUGCUAAUUUACUGUUUAUUGUCUCGCAGUACUUUGUUCAACAAAGCUGGCUUUGGCGUUAGUUUGGCACCAAGUAUGAGUCAAUUAUGAAAAUGAAAUGUCAUUAUUUACUCUCCCAAAUGUUGUUCCAUACCUAAUUCACACAUGGAACACAAGAGUCAAAUUCAGAGGAGUCAUUUUAACUCUCAGAGAUCUAGGCCUUUGGACUUUUGUAUAUGAAAAUUGUAUCCCCUUCUCUCACAAACUUCACUCCGUCUCAUGGACUCGGAUGUAUGUCACUGCCUAUGUUGUGCGAGUGUCCACUACUGGUGGAGGACGUGCAAGGGUUUAACUGGAACACACUUAACCCUUGAUCGCUUGGAGCAAGUUGAAGGCUGAUGUUAAUUAGUGGAAUUAUUUCGCGAUUUUUGCACUUGAGAAAACAAUGUUUUCGGUGAUCAAUUUCAGAGGCUUUUGUAUAGAUCUCGAAUGUUUAAAAAAAAAAAAAAUCUGUAUUAGAAUGAAUUGUUAGAAAGGAUUAAUCAAUUUUUACACAAACAAAAUUUUUUAAAUAACAAUGAACACAUAAUAUAGACAGUGUGAUACACAGUUUAAGGUUGCUAAAAUUAUUAUUCUGUUAAAUCUCAAUAUACAUUUUCUAAACUUCAUAAUUGACUUAACUUCACUUCCAUCAUACAUUAGAGUUGUGUGGGGGUGGGCUUGAUGAAGCGCAAUAUGUUGUCAGGUCACAAAGUCAAAUCAAAGUGUUUUUUAUUGUCCUUCAACCAUAUACAGUUAGUACAGUACAAUCGAGUUGCAUUGUGGGAUAUGGGGCAGCUUGAAGUACAUCAGAGUAGGCUCACUCCCUCAGUUUAAAAUCGAGGGGUUGAUGGUCUGUCAACAGAAACUUCCCUCGCUCACUUAACGAAGUGGAACGGACUUCCAAAAUGGUGGCAGGGAUUCUCCCGAAGGGAAGUGCUUUGGGGAGUUAGCGAGUGAAUGUUCAAAUAAAGUGGCAUGCAGCCCCAGAUUGGCAGAAUUGCAACUUUUGUUUUAAGGAACUAAAUGAUAUUGAAUAUUCAUAGGGUAAAAACAGGGCCCUGGGUUGUUCAGCAAGUAAAGACGCUGACUACUGUUGGAAACUCAGAAGUGAAGAUCAGGAGACUCGGUUGUAUCUUCAGCAGGAUUCUUUAUUGAGAACACGAGCUGUCGGUAGCUGCAGUCAUCAAGUCUGAGCAAGGGAACUUUACAUUGUAGUUUAUAUACAUUUAGAGGGCAGUGCUUAGAAAUGGAGACAAAGCACCUAGGUGACGACCUUAAAAAAAGCAUGCAAAUGAAGUAUACAGGUUUAGGAACCCACCCUAGACUCUAGAGUGUUACCAGUCCUAAUCCAAUCAGCAUAACUAUUCAAUGACUGGGGCUGGGGUUCCAAGAGCCAUUGAAGACAAAGGGUGAGAGUCUCAGUAAUCUGACUCAUUUAACUUACAAUAGAGAGAACAGGACUGGCAGGAAUCUCUUGCUGGAAAACUCUGUUUAACAGCUGAUAUAAUCAUCAUCUAUACCUCCAAAUGCUAAAUGCAAUCUACUCUGCUUUCUCAGUUUAUAUACAAUUGUAUUGAACCUAGAUUUAACAUUUUAUAAAUUUGUAAUACAACACUACCACACCUGGAGUCACAAGUUUGAAUCCAGGGCAUACUAAGUGAUUCUAAGUUGCUUCCUAAGCAACUGGUUGCUAGUGUGUGUAGAGUCAUGUUGACAUCUGACAUAAAAACUACACAAAGCAAUAGCUAACACUAUCACAGCAAAAGUUUUGGGAGGGAAAAUGGCAUAUUUACUGCCACAGCAUGCUAAAUUCACACAAAAAGGUCACAGCUAGUUGCUGCAAUUGCUAACACUUCUAAAUAUGUAUUUGACCUGUAAUAUUUAGGAGCAUUUACUGAUUGAAAUAGUUUUACAUUAUUAUGCAUUUUAUUGCAUUAAGUGUAAAAUAUUAUAUAUAUAUAUAUCACCAGUGGCUUCCUAAAAAUGCUUUACAUUCGUUUUUUCUUCUUCAUUAAAUCUAUGCUUGGUCUCUGAUAGUUAAACAUGUCAAAUUAUUUGUUUAUAAUUUAUCUAAAAUGUGAGUAUUUCUUUUAUGGGCUGUUAAUAGAUGGUCAGUAACAAACUACAAAUAGUUGGCUCUAUCUGUAAUUUAUUAUAAUUUUACCAGCAUUUGAGUGUUAUUGUACAAUGAUAAUAUAUUUGAAUUUAGUAUAUAAAUUGCAUACGUAUUGUAUGAGAAUGUCUGUAAAAUGUGCUGUAUUUUAUUACAAAGUUGCAGUUGCCCAAUUUUGCUGUGGUAAGGAUCGGGACUUCUAAUUUGAAAUCAGAUGUAACCGGAAGUGAAUGUGUUGUGCUACAUAUUGCUCUGUGGACGUGAAUAAAUAUCUAAUCAUGUCCAAACUCGAACACCUGAACUCGAAGGUCGCCAAACUACUGACGGUGGCAGUUCAUGAAGUUCUUGAGAUUGUUAAAGAGACCGUAACACAAUAUCAGGAGAAAACAGCGAGAACACAGCGAGAAAAUGAACGACUGCGCAUCAAAUUACAAGAAGCACUGGAGAAGUUGGCCAAAGAGAGAGAGGUUUCCCGACAUGCCACCGUCUCCAAAUCAUUUAACUGUGUCCCUCACCAGCAACAGAUGAACAAGCUCUCACACAUAAAGUCAAACUUCACCCAUACACAAACACAGAGCGACUGCAGUCACAUGACUGAUCCAGAGACAGUGUGCGACCUCAGUGUCGCUCUCACAUUAGCCGGGUGUCAGAAGACAAGUCCAGUUUCAAAAGACAGCCCACCUGCAAAAGUUAAAGGCACGGAUUUACUCAGCACUGUUAAAUGGACACAACACAUUUCACAUGAAUCAAACGCAUCAUGUGCAGACAGCAAGCCAGACAUUACCGUUGAGCACAUUAAGACAGAAUUUGAUUGUACCCAGAACAUCUCUACACAAAUGCAGCUUUCUCAAAGCAGCCAUGACUUUGCAGAAGACCUGAGUGUCGCCAUGGUUAGACAGGAACCUGUCACUUCAGGUCCAAUAUUCACAGAUGAAUCCAGCGACUAUGGACUGGCAUUUAUCAACUCCGGUCACAAUACAACGGAAAGACAUUUGGGAUACGGGAGGGGUGUCCACUCGAUUCCUCAAGGUGAAGAGCAUCACGUUUGCUUGGUUUGCGGCAAGACGUUCAAUCGUGUGGGGAACUUGCGGAUACAUCAGAGGUGCCACACUGGAGAGAAACCUUACCGCUGCCUGAUAUGUGGCCGCUGCUUCAGUCAAGCCGGAGACCUGAAGAAACACAAGCGCGUUCACACUGGGGAGAAACCAUACUGCUGUGCUCGUUGUGGGAAAAGCUUUAGCAGAGGAGAGAACCUCAAACGGCAUCAGAAGAUUCACAUCGGAGAAACAUCACAUCUCCAGCAAUCAGAGAGAAAUCCGCAGAUAAACUAGUGUUUCAAAAUGUUAACAGCAACAUAAAUUAAAGACCCCAUGAAAUGAAAAUCAGAGUUUUGUCUAUGCUAGUGUGCUCUUAUAAGUUGACACUUUUAGCAGAUAAACACAUUUCUACAAAUGUGGAUAAAUUAAUAUAACAUAUAUAUCUGUAGAUUGACCUUCUGUCUCUGACUUUAGGCUGUUAGGUAUUUACAUAAAAAAGAAUGUGUCUCGCCCCAACUUCUUGUUUCAUUAGGAAAUAUGUCAAUAUAGGAAAGAAAAUUGUGUUCAUUGAAUCAUUUCAUGGGCUCUUUAAAAGGCAUGGGAUAACAUGAAUAAAGAACUAUCAUUAAAAAAAGAUGUGACU